GAUACGCGACAUUUCAGUUGUUGAAGCUGGAAAGAAGUUGAAGUUAUACCUUGUGGAGGAACCAAAUCUCACCCGUCCCUUUAACAGAGAACUACAAACCCUUCCUUAAUACCAUACCCCAAUACAGUCCACCGUUUCCAUCUCAUCCACCAUGCAGGCUCCAGUCGUUGUCCUCAAUACCGGAGGUGGGGAUAGACAGAUAGGUCGAAAAGCCCAGAUGUCAAACAUUACCGCCGCAAAAACCGUUGCCGACAUUAUUCGAUCAUGUCUCGGGCCCAAGGCGAUGCUGAAGAUGCUCCUCGACCCCAUGGGCGGCAUCGUGCUCACCAACGACGGUCAUGCCAUAUUACGGGAGAUAGAGGUGUCGCACCCUGCCGCAAAGAGCAUGAUCGAGUUGAGCAGAACCCAAGACGAAGAAGUUGGAGACGGCACCACCACCGUCAUCAUUCUAGCGGGCGAGAUCCUUGCCCAAGCUCUUCCGCAGCUGGAACGAAACAUCCACCCCGUCGUCAUCAUCUCUGCCUUCAAACGAGCGCUCGCCGAUGCCCUCAUCAUCGCCGAAGAAGUCUCAAAACCGGUCGACAUCAAAAAUGAUGAAGCCAUGUACUCGUUAAUAUCCGCCUCCAUCGGCACAAAGUUUGUUUCGCGGUGGUCGAAACUCAUGUGCAGUCUUGCCUUGAGCGCCGUGCGGACGGUCGCCUUUGAGCUGGGCGGGAAGCCUGAGGUGGAUAUCAAACGAUAUGCUCGCGUGGAGAAAGUCCCCGGUGGCGAGAUUGAGGAUUCAAGAGUGCUGAAUGGCGUCAUGUUGAACAAGGACAUCACACAUCCGAAGAUGAGGCGGUUAAUCAAGAACCCCAGGAUCAUCCUGCUGGAUUGCCCAUUGGAGUACAAGAAGGGGGAGAGCCAGACGAACAUCGAGAUCACGAAGGAGGACGAUUGGAAUCGGAUAUUGCAAAUCGAGGAGGAGCAGAUCAAGUCCAUGUGUGAUGCUAUCCUGGCCGUGAAACCGGACCUCGUCAUUACCGAGAAGGGAGUCAGCGACCUUGCCCAGCAUUUCUUCAUGAAAGCCAACAUCACUGCGAUCCGCCGCGUCCGCAAGACCGACAACAACCGUAUCGCUCGCGCGGUCGGCGCCACCAUCGUCAACGACGUGCACAACCUCCAACCGUCCGACGUCGGCACCGGCUGCGGGCUAUUCGAAAUAUCCAAGAUCGGCGACGAAUACUUCACCUUCCUGACCGAAUGCACGGACCCCAAGGCAUGCACCAUCCUUCUCCGCGGUCCCAGCAAAGACAUCCUGAACGAGAUCGAACGCAAUCUCCACGAUGCCAUGGGCGUCGCACGGAACGUCAUGUUCCACCCGCGACUCAGCCCCGGAGGUGGAGCGACGGAGAUGGCCAUUGCGGUGGGCUUGGAGCGGAGGGCGAAGAGCAUCGAGGGCGUCGCACAGUGGCCCUACCGCGCCGUUGCGGAGGCGAUGGAAGUCAUUCCCCGUACUCUGAUCCAGAACGCCGGUGGCUCACCGAUCCGAGUCCUCACGCAGUUGCGAGCCAAGCAUGCCGAGGGCGGGUCCAGCUGGGGCGUGGAUGGAGACAAGGGCAUCAUCGCCGAUAUGAAGGAAUAUGGCGUGUGGGAGCCACAAGCGGUCAAGAUGCAAAGCAUCAAAACCGCUGUGGAGAGCGCCUGUUUACUACUGCGAGUGGACGAUAUCGUUGCCGCGAAGUCCGCGAAGCAGGCAAGCGGUCCGAUUGGAGGAGGUGGAGAGGAAUAGACUUCGAGAUCCCGCCUGUACUCAUACUAGAUAUCUGGAAGCGAUGCGCCUCUACAACAGGAUAAAUAAAUGAACUGCAGGAGGCCACACGAGCUGGAGUCACUGGUCUGCAUUGAACCUAGGCACAAAUCACGCAACAAGCGCAUGAGGACACCUGCAAAUUUUGAACCUGACCAAUUGUUCCAUGGAUCGAGAAUCUGUACAU
Messenger RNA from Eremomyces bilateralis CBS 781.70, 1976 nucleotides. Its product is annotated as putative t-complex protein 1 gamma subunit. The transcript is spliced from 5 exons. Gene Ontology annotation, cellular component: chaperonin-containing T-complex. Bases 152 to 1771 code for a protein of 539 amino acids. Gene Ontology annotation, molecular function: ATP-dependent protein folding chaperone; ATP binding; ATP hydrolysis activity. The record is from RefSeq and is a predicted model, not a curated record. NCBI's taxonomy places the organism in Eukaryota, Fungi, Ascomycota, Dothideomycetes, Eremomycetales, Eremomycetaceae. Gene Ontology annotation, biological process: protein folding.